This is a messenger RNA of Caenorhabditis angaria, 1539 nucleotides long. Lineage: Eukaryota; Metazoa; Nematoda; Chromadorea; Rhabditida; Rhabditidae. The record is from the annotation of a GenBank genome assembly.
AUGGAAUUGGAUGAUAAUACAACUGGAUGGUUUGAUAUGCCAUUUGAAAUGCGAGAAACUGUUAUAAAUUAUAUGGAUCUUGCCACAAAAAUUCAAUUUUCACAAUGUUCGAAACUAUGUUCCGAAGAAGCUCAAAUACCUGAUUUGUGUUUUUAUUCUGUCAAUAUAACAAAUAAUCCUUACGAUGAAACCAAAGGUGUUUUUUUCGAAAUGCGGAAUAAGAUUGCUUCAGAAGAAAGAGGCGAAUCGUAUGUCGAUCGAUUGAUUGCAUCAAGAACAUUGGUUCUAGUGUGUGAUAUUCCUAUAAAAUCUGAAGAAGUAGAACAGAUGGAUUUAAGCUCAGAAGACAUAGAUCAAAUGAUUGAAGUUGAAACAAGAGAAAAAGUUACUGAUUAUGUAAUGUAUCUUUUGCAAGGUUUAUUGAAAUUUUUGAAGAAUUGCUUAAGAAGCUUGACGAUCAGUAUUGUGAGUUUCUUUGAAUUAAUAUACAAGGGAAGUUAGCCACACAAACGAAAACGACGAAAUAUUUGAGAGACGGUCAGAGAAAAAAAAAUUGUCAAUAGGGCGAACAUGCGUUGUUUAAUAAAAUAGUGACCUCAAACUCGCUUGCAAGCGUUUAAUGUAAAAUAGAAAUGAAUCGAAUUUAAAUAAGUACUUUAAACGGAAGAAAACUUCAAGAAUGUACAUUUUCAUAUAAAAUUACUUUUUAGCACCAGUUUUAGUAUAAAACUAUCGAAAAUCAACUAAAUUUGUGUUACGUUUACUAGGAAAAUAGAUAAAUAUGAAUUUCGCAACAAGUUUCAUUCAAAUUCAUGGAAAAGCAACAAAAAAUGAGUGAAUGAAAAAAUUUCCGAAAAAACAAAAACAAGAAAAUAAAAGUAAAAAUGAAAGUGCGCCCUAUUGAUGAAAAUUGCAUGGUUCGCACACUUUCAAAAAUGUGUGUGUGUGUUUCGUCGUUUCUGUUUUAAGUAUUAUCAGACUAAAAGGGGCUUAUUUUCAGCCCGAUUUUCCGUACAACAAGAUGAAAAUUGAAAAAAAUCUGAAUAAAUUGGAAUCAAUUCAUCUUUCUCCGAAUAAUAAUAAAGUCGAUCCAAUUAGUUGUGGAUUUAUUGAUUUUGACCAACUUUGCUCCAUGAAAAACAAAGUCACAAUUCCAAAUCUAACAUUCGAUCAAAUAUUUCAACUAAAAGCUUUUCGUAUUUCUGUUGGUUAUGAUGGCAGUGAAAAAUUUGACAUUGAACGAAUUGUGGAUCAUUUGUUUUCCAAUGGCAUUGAUCAAAAUGUAUAUCUAAUCUUUUUUCAAUCAAAACAGAAAUUAGAGGAUACUCCUGGAAUUUAUGCAAAAGUAAUUACGUGAGUUCCUUUCUCUUUACAAAUAUGUAUAAUAUUGAAGUUUGCAGGGCUUGUGGAUUCGAAUAUUUGUUCAAACGAAAUGACAAAAUGUUUAGCAUGGCUUAUGGAAGUGAUAACGAUUCAACAGUUAUUAUAAACUUUCACAUUUCAAGAUACAUAAAAGAAAGCCUAUUGACUAUUUUAUAA